Messenger RNA from Echinostoma caproni, 792 nucleotides. Lineage: Eukaryota; Metazoa; Platyhelminthes; Trematoda; Plagiorchiida; Echinostomatidae. The record is from the annotation of a GenBank genome assembly.
CUCUGUCUCUACGAUAUUCGGUGUGGACAACGACGUCCCGUUUCACGACACACUUGGCGGUUGAGCCGUAAGUACGGAAAAAUCAAGGUCGGGAAAUGUGCUCACGGCGCGGUGCUGCCAGAUCUUAGCGUUGUUCGACCGAUAACCCGUGCACUAGCGUUUGGCGACGCCCCUGGUUCCGGUGUCCGUAUUGUGGCCGGGAACGCCAUUGGGGAUCUUUGUUUCCUGGACAUGCGUUUACCUAGAGAACGUAUUGUCUCAUCAGGCGAAGAUGAACCUACUUCUGGCCGCGUCAAGAGCCAUGGAGCAAGAGCCGCAGAACCUCCUCUCGGGGUACAGGUGUUGUCGGGAGCAUCCGGGGCAAUCACAGGGCUUGCUUGUGGUGGAUGCGGUAUGGCAAACUUCCCACUUGUCAAAGAAUCUUCAGUAUUCAAUAGUGAGAAUAUCUUGAUCGCUUCAUCUCUAGACCGUUAUCUUCGGUUUUACAACCGAGAUACUGGCGUUCGCUUGGCUAAAGUCUACUCCAAAAUUCCUAUCUCCUCAUUCUUGGUCAGCGACAAUGUGAGUUUGAAAAAUUUACGUUCCGUCACGUCCGAUCUCGGGGAGCAUUCGGAUGGGGAUGAAGAUGUGAACAUGGGAUCAGCAAGCAGCGAAUCGGAGGAGUCAGAGUUUGACGAGAUUUGGGAUCAGCUGCCAACCGUGAAUGAUGAAGAUACGACGAACCCCGCAAUCGGUUUCGGCCGCCACGCAUCACCCACUGGGACCGAGUCAAUCACAGUGGCAGCUCGUUAA